Molecule: messenger RNA, 1182 nt
Organism: Amphibalanus amphitrite
Lineage: Eukaryota; Metazoa; Arthropoda; Thecostraca; Balanomorpha; Balanidae
Exons: 3
Coding region: 75-1115 (346 amino acids)
Source: RefSeq, a predicted model, not a curated record
CCUGGUUGUGUCUGAGGGCUAAGACUGAGGAAUAAAGGUGCAGAGAUUCAGAUUCAGAGUUGUUUAUCCCAGAAAUGAAGCCCAGUAACUUAUGGGUUCCAGAUUGUCCAAGAUGGCUGUUCGCUUCAAUACGUAAAGGAGCAUUGGUUUAUAUUGCUGCAUUGUUUUUGAUAAUCGCCAGUACAACGCAUUUCAAUAUUGGAUUCGGAUCGGCUACAUUAUGGUCGUGGUCAAGUGUGCCCUUCAACCAGCAGCCGGCGGCAGAACUGGGACCCUCUGCUACCGCCGGCACUUUACACGCCGCCGGCAGCUUCUCUCCAGCUGUGGACUCUGAGGAGGAGGCCGUGUUCCGUAAGCUAGACGAGCUGCUCACCGCAGUAGACACAGAGGCGCGUGCCUCGUGUUCGUACCUGUACGGAGCCGGCGGUCGGUGCUUCCACUGUGCACGUUCGCGUCAGAACGCCUCGGAUAGAACGGUUGUGUACGCUCUGGACGGCCGGAAGCCUGUGUGUUUGAACAUACUCCCAGCGGACUGUUCUGUUCUAUCCUUCGGCGUCAAUAAUGAUUUCUCCUUCGAAGAGGCCAUGGAGGACCUGGGCUGCAUGGUCCACGCAUUCGACCCCACCAUGGGAGUGAGCAGCUUCCGCAAGUCGAGAAACAUCCACUUCCACAACCUGGGGAUCGGGUCCAGCGACGCGGAGCUGGGCGGCUUUCCGGUGGCCAGUCUGGGCAGUAUAGUGCGCAGGGCUCGAGUGCGACCGGGUACCAUCCACUACCUGAAGAUGGACGUGGAGACGAGCGAGUGGGAGGCUCUACACCAACAGCUGACCACUGGUGGCGACCUUCUCCGCGUCCAGCAGCUAAACGUCGAGUUCCACCUGCUCCAGUGGUCCCCCACCAUCGCCGAGGGGGAGGGCAUGAAGGUGCCGAAGAGGAACGAGGUCUCACGCGAGAACGCCGUGAGAUUUAUCGCCGUCGUGGAGGCGCUUCAAGCAGCUGGGUUUGGACUGGUGUCAUCGGACCCAAACCUUGUUUGUCAGGACUUUGAAGAUGGAUGUCUUUCUUUUCUAUAUGACACCCAUUGGGUGAACAAGAAAAUCAGCGCUAACCGCUGAUGAGACGCUGCUGUGUAUUAUCUGGAGUGACAUUUUUAAUGAGUCUAUACAAAUUUUGAAUUUGAAA